UCCUGGGGGAUGGGGGGCGCAGCCCUCCUGCUCCUGCUCGCGGGGGCCGCGGCCCCGAGGGAGACCCGGGCGGGCCCCCACUCCGUGAGGUUUUUCUCCACCGCGAUGUCCCGGCCCGGCCUCGGGGAGUCCCGGUGCAUCAUCGUGGGCUACGUGGACGACACGCAGUUCGGGCUGUUCGACAGCGACUCCCCAGGCCAGAGAGUGGAGCCGCAGGCGCCCUGGGCGGGGCAGCUGGGGCAGGAGGUGUGGGACUGGAGGUCGCAGAUCGCAAGGCACAGCGCACUGUGGUCCCGAGCGCACCUGGACGCCCUGCGCGGCCUCUACAACCAGAGCGAGACCGGCUCUCACACCUUCCAGUGGAUGUCUGGCUGCGACGUGGGGCCCGAGGGGCGCCUCCUCCGCGCGUACAGUCAGUUCGCCUACAAAGGCGCGGAUUACCUGGCCCUGAACGAGGACCUGCGCUCCUGGACCGCGGUGGACACGGCCGCUCAGAUCACCCAGCGCCAAUGGGAGGCGCAGGGUGAGGCAGAGAAAUUCAGGAACAAUUUGGAGGACUGGUACUUGUGGUGGCUGCGCAGAUACCUGGAGUACGGGAAGGAGACUCUGCAGCGCACGGAUCCCCCAAGGACACAUGUGACCCACCACCCCACCUCUGAGCAUGAGGUCACCCUGAGGUGCUGGGCCCUGGGCUUCUACCCUGCGGACAUCACCCUGACCUGGCAGCGAGAUGGGGAGGACCUCACCCAGGAGAUGGAGCUGGUGGAGACCAGGCCUGGGGGAGACGGAACCUUCCAGAAGUGGGCGGCUGUGGUGGUGCCUUCUGGAGAGGAGCAGAGAUACACGUGCCACGUGCAGCAUGAAGGCCUGCUGGAGCCCCAGGUCCUGAUAUGGGUGCCCCCUUCUCAGUUUUCCAUCCCCACCGUGGCCAUCAUUGCUGGCCUGUUUCUCCUUGGAGCUGUGCUCACUGGAGCUGUGGUGACUGCAGCUGUGAUGUGGAGGAAGAAGUGCUCAGGAUUAAAAGAUUCCAUUAGGUCUUCUGACCUGACUGCUCCCUGGUCUCACAUGAUGUUUCUUCCCACAGAAGGACAAGGAGGAAGCUACACUCAGGCUGCAGGCAGUGACAGUGCCCAGGGCUCUGAUGUGUCUCUCAGCCCCUAAAGCAUCUUUUAAAAUGAAUGUGAUAAGGGCUCCUCCCCGGUGGCGCAGCGGGUUGAGCGCAUCUCUGUGAAGCUGUCAGCAGCCACUGCAGCACCAGUUCGAUUACCAGCCAGUCAGGGAGAAUCCCACAUGGUGAGGCAGACCUCUCCUGUCUCUCCCCUGCUCCACUUUCAGUCCGUCUGCCUGUUCUGCUUCCUGCUCUGUCUCUGGUGAACCCUCUCACCCUUCUAUGACUCUGGCCUGUACCCCAGCUCUUAUAUAAAUAAAAAAUAAAAAAAAAUGAUGAAUGUGAUGAGGCUCCUAUUGUUCACACCCUGGACAGCACCUGGUAUUGUGCAGAGUUUGCAUUUUCAGUCUCUCCUGGUUGUCACUGUUCUUAAUUGUGAUAUUGAACAUUUGUUCAUAUUUUUACUUUCCUAUGACUAUAGUUGCUGUUUGUAUGGAAGUUUUGUACAUUUCUACAGAUGAGGUGCUGUUCAUUUAUUACACUAUUUUUGUCUUUAUUAAAAUUGGGUUAUUUCUUUCUGAUCAUUGAGUUUUGGGCAUUAUUUCUAGAUAAAGUCCUUUAUCAGAUUCAUGAUUUGCAAAUGUUUCCCCCAACUCUGUGGCCUGAACUCCUUUACUGAUGGGAAAACAAACACUGUUGCCCAGACAGGAGCAUGGAGAUGUAUAU
Talpa occidentalis (Iberian mole) is the source of this 1834-nucleotide messenger RNA. Its product is annotated as patr class I histocompatibility antigen, A-126 alpha chain-like. The transcript is spliced from 7 exons. Gene Ontology annotation, biological process: antigen processing and presentation of endogenous peptide antigen via MHC class Ib; antigen processing and presentation of endogenous peptide antigen via MHC class I via ER pathway, TAP-independent; immune response. Gene Ontology annotation, molecular function: signaling receptor binding; peptide antigen binding. The record is from RefSeq and is a predicted model, not a curated record. Gene Ontology annotation, cellular component: external side of plasma membrane. NCBI's taxonomy places the organism in Eukaryota, Metazoa, Chordata, Mammalia, Eulipotyphla, Talpidae. The coding region runs from base 10 to 1161 and encodes 383 amino acids.